Debaryomyces fabryi is the source of this 1878-nucleotide messenger RNA. It is a transcript of the gene HGT19, whose product is annotated as Hgt19p. Gene Ontology annotation, molecular function: myo-inositol:proton symporter activity. Bases 1 to 1878 code for a protein of 625 amino acids. Gene Ontology annotation, biological process: transmembrane transport. The transcript has a single exon. Lineage: Eukaryota; Fungi; Ascomycota; Pichiomycetes; Serinales; Debaryomycetaceae. The record is from RefSeq and is a predicted model, not a curated record. Gene Ontology annotation, cellular component: membrane.
AUGAAAAGCAACGAAGAGGGACAAAUCUCUGAGACAAUUUUUAUUAGCAAUUCCAAAGAAAGCUUGAAUGGAGUCAUUAAAGGUGAUGACGAACCUCAAUAUGAAGAGGGUAAUAUUUUGACCCAAUACUCGGAGGAGCAGGUGAUGGGUAUGGGCAGAAAAUACGCUAUGGAGCAUGGCUUAAAUCCUGAGCUUUUUUCUAGAGCUGCAGCAGUGGCAAGGUUUCCAACGGGUUUCAGAUCCAUGAAAUUUUUGAGCGAAAGGGAAAAGCUGGCACUUGAGAUUGAGAGUCGAAAAAAAUGGCACAUCCCACGGAAAUUGUUAGAAGUUGUUGCUUUGGGCUCCAUGGCAGCAUGUGUCCAAGGAAUGGAUGAGUCAGUGGUGAACGGAGCUAACCUAUUCUUUCCACUGGCUAUGGGGAUCCCUAGCAUGAAAAACUAUGAUUUGAUCGAGGGCUUGGUUAAUGGUGCUCCGUACCUUUGCUCCUCUAUUGUGUGUUGGACUUCUGAUUAUUGGAAUAGAAAAUUGGGUAGGAAGUGGUGUAUAUUUUGGUCUUGUGUAAUUACGGCAUUGUCCUGUAUUUGGCAAGGGCUUGUUAACUUGAAAUGGUUCCAUUUAUUCAUUGCCCGCUUUUUCAUGGGAUUCGGUAUGGGUAUAAUGACUGCAACAGUUCCUGCAUAUACAGCAGAAACGGCUCCGGCUCAUAUAAGAGGUGCCCUUGUUAUGCUUUGGCAACUAUUCACCUGUGUGGGAGUUAUGUUGGGUUAUGUCUCAUCAUUGGCCUUUUACUAUGUAGGAGACCAUGGUAUUUCAGGUGGAAUAAAUUGGAGGUUAACAUUAGCGUCUGCUUGCAUUCCUGCAAUUUUUGUACUAAUUCAAAUACCCUACGUACCAGAAUCUCCUCGUUGGCUAAUGGGUAAACAUAAGCAUAGGGAUGCUUUCGAUUCAUUGAAAAUUCUAAGGCAUAGUGAAAUUGAAGCUGCUCGUGACUGUUUUUACCAAUAUGUUUUGUUGAAUGAAGAAGGUUCCUAUGUAGGAGUUAGUUUCUACAAAAGAGUAAUUGAGAUGUUUUCUGUAAGGAGAAACAGGAAUGCCGCCCUUGGAGCAUGGAUUGUUAUGUUCAUGCAACAAUUUUGUGGUAUUAACGUUAUAUCUUACUACUCGUCAUCUAUUUUUGUUGAAUCAGAUCUUUCUGAAAUCAAAGCUAUGUUAGCUUCUUGGGGAUUUGGAAUGGUUGAGGUUGUCUCAUGUAUACCCACUUUCUACACCAUUGACAGUGUUGGUCGUAGAAAUUUGUUGCUUGCAACAUUUCCGUUGAUGUCUCUUUCUCUACUAAUGGCCGGUUUUGGGUUCUGGAUUUCUGAGGAUACAAGCAGAGAUGGUCGCUUAGCUUGUAUAACAAUUGGUAUUUAUUUGUUUGCAAUUUUUUACAAUUUUGGUGAAGGACCAAUUCCAUUCACAUAUUCAGCAGAAGCAUUUCCCUUAUACAUUCGUGAUCUAGGUAUGGGAUUUGCUACUUCGACUUGCUGGUUUUUUAACUUCAUAUUGGCUUUUACAUGGCCCCGCCUUAAAAAUGCAUUUAAGUCACAAGGUGCAUUUGGAUGGUAUGCAGCUUGGAACAUUGUUGGUUUUUUCCUUGUUCUAUGGUUUCUUCCAGAAACAAAGGGUUUGACAUUGGAGGAAUUAGACGAUGUAUUUUCAGUGUCUCUUAGAAAACAUGCUAACUUUCGUACUAAAGAACUUAUUCAUGGGUUCAAAAAACAUGUUUUAAAGAAGGAUGUUGUAUCAUUGAAACCAUUGUACAUACAUAGAAGAAUGGCCGUUACAAAUCUCAAAUGGAAUGAUAAAUCUAGGGUUAUACAUGAAGAAGAUAUAUAA